CUAUCCUCUCCUCUCGCAUCGCAACUCGCGCGCACACAGAAAAAGAAAAAAAGAAAGAGUCAAGGGGAGGGAAGGCGAGAGAGAGAGAUGAGGGAGCCGGUGGUCGUGGCAGCUUCUUCUGCGGCGGCGUUGCGGGGUUUCUGGGAGGAAGUCAACGAGUCGCCGGCAUGGCAGGACGGCGCCUUCUUCUCCCUCUCCGCCGCAUACGCCCUCGUCUCCGCCGUCGCGCUGAUUCAAUUGAUCAGGAUCCAGCGCCGAGUGCCCGAAUUCGGAUGGACCACGCAGAAGGUCUUUCACCUCAUGAACUUCCUUGUCAAUGGAGUCCGUGCUCUCGUCUUUGGAUUCCAUCUCCAUGUCUUCCUUCUCUCCGCAAAAGUUUAUAAGUUGGUGCUGCUAGACCUCCCCGGCUUGUUGUUUUUCUCCACCUACACUCUGCUUGUUCUCUUCUGGGCAGAAAUAUACCAUCAGGCCAGGAGCCUCCCAACAGAUAAGUUAAGGAUUAUAUACAUAGCCGUCAAUGCCAUCAUUUACACAAUUCAGGUUUGUAUUUGGGUAUACCUCGGAAUCAACGACAACCCAUUGGUUGAGCUGGUCAGCAAAAUCUUCAUAGUAGUUGUCUCUUUUGUGGCUCUUCUUGGCUUUUCAGUAUAUGGUGGAAGGCUGUUCUUCUUGCUGAGACGUUUCCCCAUUGAAUCUAAGGGGCGAAAAAAGAAGCUUUAUGAGGUUGGGACAGUGACUGCAAUCUGCUGUGCUUGUUUCCUGAUAAGGUGCAUAGUGGUGGCGAUAUCAGCAUUUGAUUCUGAUGUAUCUCUGGAGGUUUUGGACCAUCCAAUUCUUGAUUUCUUCUACUAUAUGUUGACAGAGAUACUGCCUUCAGCUCUUGUCCUUUUCAUCCUCCGGAAGCUCCCUCCUAAGCGGGUGUCAGCGCAGUACCACCCAAUCAACUAGCUAGAGGCCUCCUAGUUAGUUACUACAUAAUAUGAUGUUAUUAUAUACUACUGUACUUAGUAUGUUAGUUAUGGGAAAACUUUGAACUCCUCCCAAAAAGAAGAAAGAAAACAAACUAGAAUUGCGCCUGGCAAGCAGGAGCGGGAUGCUGGUAGUGCUUUGAGCUGUAAAUGAUUGAAAGCGUCAACAAGGCCUUGUUACUUGGAUGGAUAGUCAGCUGCUCCAUUAAUGAUGAAUGAAUUUUGGUGCUUGUGUAGUAUUGUAUA
Molecule: messenger RNA, 1214 nt
Organism: Oryza sativa Japonica Group (Japanese rice)
Lineage: Eukaryota; Viridiplantae; Streptophyta; Magnoliopsida; Poales; Poaceae
Product: tobamovirus multiplication protein 1
Cellular component (GO): plant-type vacuole membrane
Source: RefSeq, a predicted model, not a curated record